AUGUGUUCCGACGUUCAUUCCCAACCAAAAGAAGACCAAUGUGCUUUCGUCAGAAACCACUGUGAUCCCGAGGAAUACAACGUUGGUAUGCUUCACCAUUUAUCCAUGCACUACUGUUGGUCAAAUCUGUGGAAACGUAUUGGAACCAUGUUAUCAGCCAUUGUAUUGGGUUUACUGUUCUUAGGUCUAGGUUCUACUGCGUCGGACUACUUAUGUCCAAACUUGUACUCCAUUUCCAAGUUGCUCAAUAUGUCUGAUAAUUUGGCUGGGUUGACCCUUCUUGCAUUGGGUAAUAGUGCACCUGAUGUUCUCAGCACCUAUAGAGCAAUGAGCUUAGGGUCUGCAAGUCUUGCAUUGUCAGAGCUAUUGGGAGCAGCCUUCUUCAUCAAUUCAGUGAUCAUUGGGUCUGUGGCUGUCAUAAGCCCUACAGAAGUCAAACGGAAUCUUUUUGUAAGAGAUUCAACCAUGUUCCUCUUGGUGUCAGUUGUGAUGUUCUACAUUGUAUUUCGUUCUAAAAUCACGAUUUCCAAUUGCAUAUUAUUACUUUCAUUAUACAUGGCUUAUGUGUUUGUUGUUAUCUUGUCUCAUUCCGUGAUUAGAAAGAGAGUAAGAAAGCACUUGCAGCAAGUACGUUCUCGAAGCAGAUUCUCCAGAGAAGAGUCUUAUGAAAGAACAAUCCAAAGCAUUGACCAGGUUUACCUAGAUGAUUUCGUUCAUCUUCCCACUAUUGAUUCAAUGGUGGUGGUUAACCCUCCUCCAUCUGAGCAAAGGUUGGAACAUGAAGAUGAGGAAGACGAAGACGAGGCUGAGGCUGAAGAAAACCAGCUCAGUCUGAUUCUUAGCUCAGACUCCAAUACCUUGAAAAGACCGUUAUUGCCUAAAACAAGAUCUUCCGAGCCUUCUUCUCAUGGGUCUAUCCGAUUAGAAGACCCAGGUUUGAGUUCGGGACUGGACCCACAUGCUCAUGUUAACGGAGAUAUUAAUUAUGAGAACAGUGAUGACUUUGUUGCGCAAUUUGUGGGAUAUGAAACAAGAAGAAGACUUUCAGUUUCAAGCUUGAAUAAGACCCAUGCUCGUCUUCUUCUACCUGAAGCCACAGGAUUUAACAAUUUGGAUAUCCUAAGUAAAGUCUUGUUCAUUGCUUCAUAUCCCAUCUCCAUCUUUCUCCGUCUUUCGACACCAUCAAGAGACUAUACUCUCACAGAAUUCUUAAUUCAACAAUAUAAGAAGAGUCGUCGUAUGGCUGAGUUUCCUAAUGAAAGCCAAACCACGUUCGAACUCGAUGACUUUGAUUUUGAUUUUGCAUUCGAUAAGAAAUUGUUGACUAUACAGACAUUUUUUGGGACAGCAAGUGCAUAUGGACUUUUAGUAGGACAUGAUACUUAUAAAUCAUAUCCUAUACUGCUACUUCUUUCAGCAGCUACAGCAUAUGUGGUUUCCUUCUAUUAUCCAACUGUAUUGAAUGACUAUAGGGCCAUUUCAAAGCUAAUCAGGAUUAACAAAUUUUGUACUGGGUUGGGGUUCAUAGUGUCCAUAAGUUGGAUCUCGUCGUUUGCUACCGAGGUCAUAGCCAUUUUGAAAACGGUUUCAUUGGUCUAUGGACUUAGUGAUGAAGUCUUGGGAGUAACAGUUUUUGCAUUGGGAAACUCGAUUGGAGAUUUCGUAUCAAAUAUAACUAUUGCCAAAGGUGGUUCACCAUUAAUGGCAUUUGGUGCGUGUUUUGGAGGUCCUCUUAUUUCCAUGUGUUCCUUAGGGGUUAGUGCGUUGAUUGUUUUAUCUUCAAGUGGGAAAUCAGUCUAUGAAGUGGAGAUCUCAUCUUCGUUACUCUUAUUCUGUGGGUUUCUUGUCAUUAACGUUGCCCUCACAAUUGCGGGCAUACUAUUUAAUAAUUGGAUGUUAGAUAAAAAAAUUGGUACUGUGUUGAUUCUAAAUUGGGUAAUAGCUUCAGCAAUCUGUAUUCUACGGAGAUGA
Molecule: messenger RNA, 1971 nt
Organism: Lizanozyma spartinae
Lineage: Eukaryota; Fungi; Ascomycota; Pichiomycetes; Serinales; Debaryomycetaceae
Exons: 1
Coding region: 1-1971 (656 amino acids)
Biological process (GO): intracellular calcium ion homeostasis; transmembrane transport; monoatomic cation transport
Cellular component (GO): membrane
Molecular function (GO): monoatomic cation transmembrane transporter activity
Source: RefSeq, a predicted model, not a curated record